This is a messenger RNA of Fonsecaea erecta, 549 nucleotides long. RefSeq lists its product as hypothetical. The coding region runs from base 1 to 549 and encodes 182 amino acids. The record is from RefSeq and is a predicted model, not a curated record. NCBI's taxonomy places the organism in Eukaryota, Fungi, Ascomycota, Eurotiomycetes, Chaetothyriales, Herpotrichiellaceae. The transcript has 2 exons.
AUGACUGAUCACCAAGCGAGCAUGGGAGACUGUGAUAAAGAAGACCCAAUGCAGUCCCUCGCAGCGAAGGACGGGAGCGACUCGGAGGAAUGGUCCCGUGCAUGCUCGAGACAAGCUUCAGUUGAGCCAAGCGACGCCGACGCCGGUAACACCGAACAGCCUGUGCGCCACAACAGAAAUAACAACAGCAACGAUAGCAGCGGAAGUGAUGGCAGCGAGAGAUCAGGUGUCGACACGCAGCCUAACCUUGCCGAUGUAUACGAGCGAGACUGCCGCCUUACCCUGUGUUUUCCUGCCAGGAUGGCAACCCCGCCGUUCCACCGUCAGGGGUCUGGUGGAGGUUCGCAGGCAUCCCUGUCCUUUGGAACCCAAGCAGGCGAUGGCCCAGGUUUUGAUGAACCACAACAGCCAAAUGGCCCCGAGGAGCAAACCGAGCCAAGGGACACAAGCAAUAACAGGAGGCAGGAGGAGCCUCAAGCCAAAGCACCGGCCAAGCGUAAGGGCGGAUCUUCGCAGUCAUCCAAGAGGUCUACUCGUCGCAGAACAUAA